GUCUUUGGUCUUCACUCUCCUCAUGCGCAUCACCGCAACCAAAUGUGAGAGAGUAAAUAGACUUCUCAUUCUUCUACAAUAGAGAAAAAAAGCAAAAAUGGCUCGAUCUUUCGCUAUCGCUGUGAUCUGUAUCGUUCUCGUCGCCGGCGUUACUGGUCAAGCUCCGACUUCACCACCAACCGCUACACCAGCUCCACCAACUCCAACAACUCCUCCACCAGCAGCUACUCCUCCUCCAGUCUCAGCACCACCACCAGUCACAACCUCUCCUCCUCCAGUCACUACCGCUCCUCCUCCAGCAACUCCUCCUCCCGUCGCAACUCCUCCUCCUGCUUCUCCUCCACCAGCUACUCCUCCUCCAGUCGCUUCUCCUCCUCCUCCCGUCGCUUCUCCUCCUCCAGCAACUCCUCCCGUUGCAACUCCUCCACCAGCUCCUCUAGCUUCCCCUCCUGCUCAAGUUCCGGCUCCAGCACCGACCAAGAAGCCAGAUUCUCCAUCUCCAUCGCCGUCUUCUAGCCCACCUAUUCCAUCGAGCGACGCUCCUGGACCUAGCACCGAUUCUAUCUCUCCUGCUCCUAGCCCCACCGAUGUAAACGACCAGAAUGGAGCUAGCAAGAUGGUUUCGAGCUUAGUACUUGGAUCUGUUCUCGUUUGGUUUAUGAUCUAAGUGUCGUCUUUUGUACCGGUGUUACUUGCAUUUAUUAUUAUGUCGUCUUUGUUUGUUCCACUGUAUUGCUUGGGACUGAAUUCUUUUGGGAUUUAUUAUCUUUCGGAGAGGAUACUAUUGAGAGCUUGAGAUGGAGAUAGCAGGACAUUUUGUUUGCAGAUACUUUUGUGGCUUCCUUUCUCAUUCCAUUUGAUUAUUAGUGU
Molecule: messenger RNA, 870 nt
Organism: Arabidopsis arenosa
Lineage: Eukaryota; Viridiplantae; Streptophyta; Magnoliopsida; Brassicales; Brassicaceae
Source: the annotation of a GenBank genome assembly